Molecule: messenger RNA, 3819 nt
Organism: Helianthus annuus (common sunflower)
Lineage: Eukaryota; Viridiplantae; Streptophyta; Magnoliopsida; Asterales; Asteraceae
Product: protein argonaute 4A
Exons: 21
Coding region: 860-3613 (917 amino acids)
Biological process (GO): regulatory ncRNA-mediated post-transcriptional gene silencing
Cellular component (GO): cytoplasm
Molecular function (GO): RNA binding; protein binding
Source: RefSeq, a predicted model, not a curated record
GUGCAGUGUAGGUGUGUGUAAUAUGUGUAGUGUGUGUGUUGUGUGUACUGUGUAGUAUGUGUAGUGUGUGUUCUUGUAGUAUGUGUGUGUUGUCUAGUAUGUGUAAAGUGUGUGUAGUGUGUGUUUGUGCGUGUAGUAUGUGUGUGUGUAGUGUAGGUGUGUGUAGUGUGUGUUUGUGCGUGUAGUAUGUGUGUGUGUAGUGUGUGUUUGUGUGUGUAAUAUGUGUAUGUGUGUACUGUGUAGUAUGUGUAGUGUGUGUUCUUGUAGUAUGUGUGUGUUGUCUAGUAUGUGUAAAGUGUGUGUAGUGUAGGUGUGUGUAGUGUGUGUUUGUGCGUGUAGUAUGUGUGUGUGUAGUGUGUGUUUGUGCGUGUAGUGUGUGUUUGUGCGUAUAGUGUGUCUAAUAUGUGUAGUGUGUUUUUGUGUCUGUAGUGUAUUGUUUGAGAUUUUCUGGGUUUUUUUUGAAAUAAAUCAUGAUACUCAUAGUGUAUAUCUUUUGAUUUAAGUGUGUGUAUACUACACACACAAACACACAUUACACAUACUACACACACAAACACACAUUACACAUACCACACACACAAACAGACUAAACAUACCUGUAUAUAACAAACAGGAAUCCUUGUGGGAUUCUGUUAUUCUCGGAAACCUGAAAGCUAUAAUCAGAUUAUGCCACUUUUUCUCUGUAUAUACAUACAUGAUGAGGAUGAUGAUGAUAUGAUAUACACGCAUAUAUAUACAUGGAUGGAAUGUCUGUCUUGUAUGUACGGACGUCUGGCUUCUGAUUUUCUUUCAGAAGUCAAAUAAUGAAGAUAUAUUUUAUAAUUUGGAUAACUUAUUUGUUUGUGUUUAAAAAACCAAAAUGACAGAAGCAGAAUCAAAGGCACUGCCACCAUCUCCACCGAAACAUAUUCCUAGCGGCUCAAACCGCAGCCCCAUGGCUAGAAGAGGGUCCGGCACCAAAGGCCAGAAGAUCCAACUAGUGACCAACCAUUUUAAUGUGAAAUUCAGCAGCACCACUGACCACUUUUACCAAUACAGUGUGGCUCUGUUCUAUGAAGACGGGACUCCUGUCGAAGCAAAAGGUGUAGGAAGAAGGGUACUUGACAUGCUUUAUACGCUAUACAGUUCAGAGAUGGGUGGAAAAGGAUUUGCGUAUGACGGUGAAAAGACUCUGUUCACUAUGAGCCCGUUGCGUGGGACUAAGCUUGAGUUCCCUGUUUUGUUGGAGAAUCUGUCGUCAAACCGAACUGUACGCGGAGGUGGAAGCCCAAGUGAAGGGGACGCUAAAAGAUCAAGGCGUCCACCGCAAUCCAAAUCAUACAAUGUGAAGAUCAAUUAUGCGACAAAGAUCCCCAUUCAAGCGAUAUUCAACGCACUCCGGGGACACGAUUCUGAGCAAUUCCAUGAAGCCGUAAGAGUGCUGGAUAUCAUGCUGAGGCAGCAUGCAGCAAAACAAGGUUGUCUUCUUGUGAAGCAGUCGUUCUUUCACAAUGAUCCGAGAAACUCGAUAAGCAUUGGUGGUGGGGUUGUGGGUUGCAGAGGCUUUCAUUCCAGUUUCCGGGCCACUCAAGCUGGUUUAAGCUUGAACAUGGAUGUUUCUACAACAAUGAUAGUCAGGCCCGGGAAGGUUGUGGACUUUCUUUUAGAGAAUCAAAAUGCGAAAAGCAUAAGGGAUAUUGACUGGAUGAAGGCUAAAAGGAUGUUGAAGAAUCUUCGGGUCAAGACCUUUCCUUCUAAUCUUGAAUACAAAAUCAUCGGGUUGAGUGAGAAACCGUGCAGACAACAGAUGUUUCUGAUGAAACAAAGGAAUGCAGACAGUCCUAGUGAUCCCAUAGAGAUCACAGUCUCUGAUUACUACGCUAAGUACCGUAAUCAAGAGCUCAUCAUGUCUCACGAUUAUCCAUGUCUAGAUGUUGGGAAACCAAAGCGUCCGGUUUACAUCCCACUCGAGCUAUGUGAAUUGAUCUCGCUUCAACGGUACACAAAGGCGUUGUCGAGUUUGCAAAGAGCUAAACUUGUUGAGCAAUCCAGACAGAAACCAAAAGACAGGAUGAACUGCUUGAUGGAUCAACUAAAGAGAAGUAACUAUACUGCUGAUCCUUUGAUCAACUCAACCGGCAUCACAAUCAACACUGCGUGUACACAAGUUGAGGGCAGAGUUUUGGAACCACCGAAACUGAAGUUCGGAAAUGGUGGAGACCUGGUUCCUCGUGGUGGUCGUUGGAACUUCAACAACAAGACACUUGUUGAGCCAACAGCGGUUACGAGAUGGGCUGUUGUGAACUUCUCUGCGCGGUGCGACACCAAUAGCCUAUGCAGAGAUCUACUCAGGUGUUGUAAAGCAAAGGGAAUGAAUCUUGAGGCGCCGCAUUCUGUCAUCCAAGAGAAUCAUCAGUCUAGCCGCAAUCCCGCUCCCGCUCGUGUGGAAUUGAUGUUCGAAGCUAUCAAACAAACACUUCCGGGCCCACCUCGGUUUCUUCUGUGCAUCCUGCCCGAAAGAAAGAACUCUGGCAUAUAUGGUCCUUGGAAGCGGAAAUGUCUUGUGGAAAAUGGGAUUGUUACGCAAUGCAUAGCACCCACCAGGAUCAACGAUCAAUAUCUCACAAAUUUGCUCUUAAAGAUCAAUGCAAAGAUGGGUGGUUUAAACUCGGUGCUAUCAGUCGAACAUCUGCAUUCAAUACCAAUGGUUUCGAGGAUUCCGACAAUAAUCAUUGGUAUGGAUGUGUCACAUGGUUCACCUGGCCGUUCUGAUGUUCCGUCAAUUGCUGCUGUUGUUAGCUCGCGAAAAUGGCCGUUGAUAUCUCAGUACCGAGCUUCUGUCCGUGCGCAAUCUGCACGAUGUGAGAUGAUCGAUGCUUUGUUUAAGCCUGUGUCACCUAAUGAAGAUGAAGGAAUGAUAAGAGAACUGUUAGUUGAUUUCUACCAAAGUACUCCUAAGCUGAAGCCGGCGCAUAUGAUCAUAUUCAGGGAUGGAGUGAGCGAAUCGCAGUUUGACCAGGUGCUGAAUAUCGAACUCGAGCAAAUCAUGCAGGCCUGCAAGUAUUUGGAUGAUAACGAUUGGAACCCAAAGUUUUUGGUAAUUGUGGCACAAAAAGCUCACCACACAAGGUUUUUUCAACCCCGAUCUGAUGCGAAUGUUCCACCAGGAACAAUCGUUGAUACCAAAGUCGGUCAUCCAAAGAACUAUGAUUUUUAUCUGUGUGCCCAAAACGGACCAAUCGUGAGUAUUAUCCGAACACUAUUAUCUAUUUACUUUUUAUACAUAUUCGUUGUGACUAAAAGUUACAUUGGUAUUAAGGGGACUACACGGCCAACGCAUUAUCAUGUUCUGCUGGAUCAAAUUGGUUUCUCGCCUGAUGACUUGCAGGAGCUGGUGCAUUCAUUGUCUUAUGUGUACCAAAGGAGCACAAGUGCUAUAUCUGUAGUUGCUCCAAUUUGCUAUGCCCACCUGGCGGCGGCUCAAAUGUCCCAGUUCGUGAAGUUUGAGGAUAUGUCGGACACGGCAUCUAGUCACAGCGGUGGUGGCGGCGCUGGUAGUAGCAGUGGUGGUGGGGGUUUUACCCAAAUUCCCAAGCUUCAUGAAAAUGUUUGCAGUUCUAUGUUCUUCUGCUGAACACCUAGGUAAUUGACAAGAAGUGGAUGAUUUUUGAUGGUAUUGUCUGAACAUUGGUAUUUUAGGUUUAUCUUAUUAGUAUUUUGUCUGGAUGUUUUUAUUUUGAUCUGAACAAUGGUAUUAGGUUUAUCUUAUGUGGUAGUAUUUGUGUGGAUGUUUACAUUUUGGAUCUGAAUAUUAUCUAUGCAAUGCCCAUUUGAAGUAUC